This is a messenger RNA of Mustela erminea (ermine), 4370 nucleotides long. RefSeq names its product sortilin 1 (gene SORT1). Gene Ontology annotation, molecular function: protein binding. The coding region runs from base 67 to 2562 and encodes 831 amino acids. The transcript is spliced from 20 exons. The record is from RefSeq and is a predicted model, not a curated record. Lineage: Eukaryota; Metazoa; Chordata; Mammalia; Carnivora; Mustelidae. Gene Ontology annotation, cellular component: membrane; Golgi apparatus. Gene Ontology annotation, biological process: Golgi to endosome transport; endocytosis; vesicle organization.
CGGCGCCGGCGGGGGUGGGCGGGCGCGCCGGGCGGCAGGUGUCGGCGGCGUCGGCAUUCGGCGGCGAUGGAGCGGCCCCGGGGAGCUGCGGAUGGCCUCUUGCGCUGGCCCCACGGCCUCGGCCUCCUUCUCCUCUUCCAGCUGCUGCCGCCGGAGACCCUCGGCCAGGACCGGCUGGACGCGCCGCCGCCGCCCGCUGCGCCGCUGUCGCGCUGGUCCGGCCCCGUCGGGGUGAGCUGGGGGCUGCGCGCGGCCGCGCCCGGGGGCCCGGUUCCCCGCGGCGGCCGUUGGCGCCGCAGCGCGCUCGAGGAGGACCAGGACUGCGGCCGGGUACCGGACUUCGUCGCCAAGCUGGCCAACAACACGCACCAGCAUGUGUUUGAUGAUCUCAGUGUCUCAGUAUCCUUGUCCUGGGUUGGCGAUGGCACUGGGAUCAUUCUGGUCUUGACUACCUUCCAUGUACCACUGGUAAUUAUGACUUUUGGACAGUCCAAGCUAUAUCGAAGUGAGGACUAUGGAAAGAACUUUAAGGAUAUUACAAAUCUCAUCAAUAACACCUUCAUUCGGACUGAGUUUGGCAUGGCUAUUGGUCCUGAGAAUUCUGGAAAGGUGAUUUUAACAGCAGAGGUGUCUGGAGGAAGUCACGGAGGAAGAAUCUUCAGAUCCUCAGAUUUUGCAAAGAACUUUGUUCAGACCAAUCUCCCUUUCCAUCCUCUGACUCAGAUGAUGUAUAGCCCUCAGAAUUCUGAUUAUCUUUUAGCCCUCAGCACUGAAAAUGGCCUGUGGGUGUCCAAGGAUUUUGGGGGAAAAUGGGAAGAAAUCCACAAAGCAGUAUGUUUGGCCAAAUGGGGAUCAGAAAACACCAUCUUCUUUACCACCUAUGCAAAUGGCUCCUGCAAAGCUGACCUUGGGGCACUGGAAUUAUGGAGAACUUCAGACUUGGGGAAAAGCUUCAAAACCAUUGGUGUGAAAAUCUACUCAUUUGGUCUUGGGGGACGUUUCCUUUUUGCCUCUGUGAUGGCUGAUAAGGAUACAACAAGAAGGAUUCAUGUGUCAACAGAUCAAGGGGACACAUGGAGCAUGGCCCAGCUACCUUCUGUGGGGCAGGAACAGUUCUAUUCUAUUCUAGCAGCUAAUGAUGACAUGGUGUUCAUGCAUGUCGAUGAACCCGGAGAUACCGGAUUUGGAACAAUCUUUACCUCAGAUGAUCGAGGCAUUGUCUACUCCAAGUCUUUAGACCGACAUCUCUACACCACCACAGGUGGCGAGACAGACUUUACCAAUGUGACCUCCCUCCGUGGGGUCUACAUAACAAGUGUGCUCUCAGAAGAUAAUUCCAUCCAGACUAUGAUCACUUUUGAUCAAGGAGGAAGAUGGAAGCAUUUGAGGAAGCCUGAAAAUAGUGAAUGUGAUGCUACAGCAAAAAACAAGAAUGAGUGCAGCCUUCAUAUUCACGCUUCCUACAGCAUCUCCCAGAAGCUAAACGUUCCAAUGGCCCCACUCUCGGAGCCUAAGGCCGUCGGCAUAGUCAUUGCCCACGGUAGUGUAGGGGAUGCCAUCUCAGUGAUGAUCCCAGAUGUAUACAUCUCAGAUGAUGGGGGUUACUCCUGGACGAAGAUGCUGGAAGGACCCCACUAUUACACCAUCCUGGAUUCCGGAGGCAUCAUUGUGGCCAUUGAGCACAGCAGCCAUCCUAUCAAUGUGAUUAAGUUCUCCACAGAUGAAGGUCAGUGCUGGCAAACCUACAUGUUCACCAGGGAGCCCAUCUACUUUACUGGCCUCGCUUCAGAACCUGGAGCUCGGUCCAUGAAUAUCAGCAUUUGGGGUUUCACAGAAUCUUUCCUGACUCGCCAAUGGGUCUCCUACACCAUUGAUUUUAAAGAUGUCCUUGAAAGGAACUGUGAGGAGAAGGACUAUACCAUAUGGCUGGCUCAUUCCGCAGACCCCGGAGAUUACGCAGACGGCUGCAUCUUGGGCUACAAGGAGCAGUACCUACGGCUUCGCAAGUCGUCCGUCUGCCAGAAUGGUCGGGACUACGUUGUGACCAAGCAGCCGUCUGUCUGUCCCUGCUCCCUGGAAGACUUCCUCUGUGAUUUUGGCUACUUCCGUCCAGAAAAUGACUCCAAAUGUGUGGAACAGCCAGAGCUAAAAGGCCACGAUCUGGAAUUUUGUCUGUAUGGCAGAGAGGAGCACCUGACAACAAAUGGGUACCGAAAAAUUCCAGGAGACAGAUGCCAAGGUGGCGUGAAUCCAGUCCGAGAAGUAAAAGACUUGAAAAAGAAAUGCACAAGCAACUUUCUGAGUCCUGAAAAGCAGAACUCCAAGUCAAAUUCUGUUCCAAUCAUCCUGGCCACCGUGGGAUUGAUGCUGGUCACAGUCGUAGCAGGGGUGCUCAUUGUGAAGAAGUACGUCUGUGGAGGAAGGUUCCUGGUGCACCGCUAUUCCGUGCUGCAGCAGCAUGCUGAGGCCAAUGGUGUGGAUGGCGUGGAUGCCCUGGACACGGCCUCCCACACUCACAAGAGUGGUUAUCAUGAUGAUUCAGAUGAGGACCUCCUGGAAUAGCUCUUCAAAGUGGCUGGGACCGAGCACAGAUGAUGGAACCGCAGUACCUCUCAAACGCCCUGUGGCUCCGACUUGGGGGGAAUAAAUUUCCCAUUGUGAGGGACCCAGCUCUGUUUCUGCUGCUUCCACCAAAGCCAAAAGGACCUGCACUAAAGAAAUGUGGGUGGGUGGGGACCUGAAACACUCUCACGAUUUGCUCUGAGAAGGGGGGGGAAUCUAAAUUCUUUAAUUUUUUAUUUCAAGUUCUGUCUUUUUGCAAAGUAUGGGUUCUUUUGGUUUUGUUUCUGUUUGGUAAGGGAAAUGGGAUUGGAAGGGAAUGUUUCACUAACCCCCCUCUUGCAUGUUUUGCAUGGCGCCUGCCCCCAGGCACCUGCCAACCCCAGCAUCAACCAUCACCAAGUACUCGGUGCUGUCCCUGGGCUCUGCCGGCGACACGGAGCAGCUGCUGAGAGGGACUCGGGGGCUGCGAUGACUGGCACGGCCUGGCGGCCUUUCUCCGGCCAGGGACAGCCCCACGCCGAGAGUGCUACAUACCAGCUCCUCACACACACCCCGCCUUUGCUUGCUUGCUCUUUCGGCGACCAUGGACCACAGUGGUGUCUCUUCCCCCCACCCCAUUUAAUUAGGCAAUACCCUCGUUAAUUGCCUUUUGGCAACUGACUUAACCAUGUGCUUCCAAGACACUAAAUCAGGAAAACUUAAAGGGCAAUAUUUUUAACUUGGGGCAGGAAGAAGGGAGCAGCAGGGAAUUGACUAGGGUUAGCACCUAUUAAAGGACAAAUUCUUGCUUCUUCCAAGAUCUUUCCAGCCGUGCUUCAUGUCUGUGCCUGUGAACUUGCUCAAGGACAGGGAGAGGGCUUGCCCUGGAUAUCUGCCCAGGCUAUGGGGUCUUUCCGCUGGAGCCAAGGGAGGGUGUCUGGGGUGGCCUCUGAGGACUGAACAUCACAGUGCUCCAUGUCCUCUGCCACCUGUGGGUGUGGUGGUGAGUCCUUAGGAUGGCUACUUGCUUGCUGCCUCUUGGACUGCUGUUUGCUGUUGUACAUGGAGCCAGGACUAGACAUGUUUUCAGAUUUAUAAACUAUUUUUUAAAAAUCAAGAUUUUAUUACCAGGCUCUCUUCCUCACCUAUUUUCUCCAGCUUUGCCAUCUAAUUUGUUGGCAUGAAACUUCUGGCCGAACCAACCGAAAACACAUGUAUAGUGUAGGUGAUGUUUUACCUGAUGCGUUAAGUUCGUAUUUUAAAUUUAAGGAAGUUUCCCACUGGACAUUUUUUCAGAUCAAGUUAACAGUAGAAUGUGGUGAGGUGGAGAUUUGGGUGGUCACACAGUAAUGGAAAGCUGCAAUAAUUCGUUUUAAUAGAGCUUGAAUAUUUGCUCUCCAGGUAUAUAGUAUAGUACAUUUUUGGUCUUAGUGUCCCUACUGUGCUGGCCACAGUUUCUCCCAGUAAUUAUGGUUGGGACAUUCUUUGGUAACUGCCAUUUUGCUGCUAGUUCAUUUUAUGGUGAUAAAGUCACGAAAAAGUAGACAUGCCAAAUCAACUUUUGUCAGAAUGCGUGAGCAGAUGGCUGUGUUCUCUCCUCCCCAGAAUGGAUUAACAGCAGCAGGGAAAGUGGGAGAGGGGGUGGAUGGAGAAGGUUAGAGACUUUGAAGCUGCAGCAGAACUAAAUGAGUCAGGGAGCUUCAGCUGGGAAAUAAAGCUAGGGCAUUUUCUGUGAAGAGAAUUCGUAUUUGUUUGAGCCAUAGAGCACUGGUCUUUUAGGAAAAGCUCAUUCAUUUUGCAUAGUUUUUAAAUUUAAAAAACAUUCCAAA